GAUUGACAGCAUCGCCAAGAGCCAGGGGCCUUCUCUCGCCAUGAGGAUGAACCUUCACCUCGCAUCCGUGAAAGUGCCGACCAAAGCUGUCGCGAAUCGGAUUGUGAGCAUAUUGAAGGACUUGCGCGAAAGGCGCAACAUGAUGGAGACAGCCACGGCACGACAUCAGCUUCCAGAAUGGAUGAUGUUCACGUCCUUGCCAGUGCUACCACCGGAUCUCCGGCUGCGGAGCCCUAAUCCUGAGAACGUUGAAGAAUUUCCGGAUGACAUGAACAUCAUGUACAAGGACAUCCUGUCUGCCGGGCGAUUGUUCCAGGUGGCACUCGCUGAGAGAGCUCCAGCAGGACUUCUCCGCUACCGCAAGUUCAUGCUCCAGAUGGCAGUCGAUUGCCUUAUCGACAACGGUCGCAUCAAUCCCGCGAAGACGAAGACUUCCGGGGACCCCUUGGAGUCCGUGGCCAAACGGCUGAAGGGCAAGCAAGGACGCAUGCGAAAGAACAUGCUCGGGAAGCGUGUGGACUACUCCGCACGGACGGUCAUUGUUGUUGAGCCCAAACUGAAGCUCGACGAGUGCGGUCUCCCCUUUGAAAUUGCCAAGGAGAUGUACAUGCCCUUCUUGAUGCGCGAGCUCAAAGAGAAAUGUGGGCAGACGGUUUCGUUGUGGGCGACGUCCCAAGGAGGCGAAAGAGAGCGUCUGUUGGAGUGGUUCGACGACCAAAGCGAGGAGACGCAGUACGAGUUGCUCCGGCAAGCCAUGGGAGAUCGGAAAAUCAUUCUGAAUCGAGCUCCAACCCUGCACCGGCUGAGCAUGCAGGCAUUCAAGCCGACGCUCAUACCUGGAAAGGCGUUGAAGAUUCAUCCCUUGGUGUGCUCACCCUUCAACGCCGACUUCGACGGCGAUACCAUGACCAUCCACUUGGUUCUGAGCAAGGAGGCUCAAAAGGAGGCCGAGGAUCUGAUGCUACCAAGCAGGAAUCUCAACUCCCCCGCAAGCGGCGACCCGGUCAUCGGCCCCACGCAGGACAUGGUCCUUGGGCUGUACUACAUGUCGUCCGUAACGGGACCAUUGGAUGGUCCGCUCAAGGUGAUCGACUCUGUGCAGGAACUGGAAGAGCUCACGGCGGAAUGUUCGGCGGGCGAAGUGUCGCACUUGCAGGAGGUUCACGUUCCGAGGGCCAUACUCCAGCAGAUCGCGCCGGAGGACGAGAACGUGGCAGAUGGUCCCGACCGGGAAGACCCAGUAAGGACGACUGCCGGUCGCCUGCAAUUCUUCAUGAUGCUGCACACUGGCAAAGUGUACCCUAUGCGCAGCAACCCCGAGCUCUUAGACCGGCUGGAUGCAGCUCCACUCGUGGAGCCCUGA
Molecule: messenger RNA, 1363 nt
Organism: Symbiodinium sp. CCMP2456
Lineage: Eukaryota; Dinophyceae; Suessiales; Symbiodiniaceae
Source: the annotation of a GenBank genome assembly